Messenger RNA from Macadamia integrifolia, 1543 nucleotides. RefSeq lists its product as uncharacterized. Lineage: Eukaryota; Viridiplantae; Streptophyta; Magnoliopsida; Proteales; Proteaceae. The transcript has 2 exons. The record is from RefSeq and is a predicted model, not a curated record. The coding region runs from base 886 to 1200 and encodes 104 amino acids.
AGCUGUCUAAGUUCAAAAGUAAGAUUCCCAUCUUUUUCUUCACCUUAUAUGUAUAUUGCUCAUUAUGAAUGUAACUUAAAAAGUUUCACGCAUUUGGUAGAACCUACUUGCAUAUGGAAUGUCUGACAAGAGUGGUUCCCCAUGCUUUUUUGGACUUUCAAGCCUCAUGAAUUUUAAUCAUGUAACUUCUUCAUAUUGGUCAUUGUUUGUCCUUAAAUUUCAGAAUUUCCCAAUCGUGGUCAUAGCAGAAGUUUACAAUUUCAUCCCUCUCUGUCCCAUUCGCAUCCCAUCCCUUGUAGCUAAAAUAUGUGCCCCUCAUCAACAACAGUAAGUGCAAAUUAAACUACCUACGGAGUCUCAUUUUUAAGAAAUAUGUUUUUUAAUUGCAAAUUUUAAACUUUGUAUUGAUUCUUGGAUUCCUCAUCUUUUUCAUGCCCCCUUUAUUAGAUAAGCACCAUUUAUGAUGUAGCAGAAGAAAGAGCCUUUUUUUUUUUCUCUCUUUUGCGCAAUAUUUUUAUUCCUUUUUCUUUGUUUUUUUAUUUUUUUACAUGUUCUUUUUGUUUUUAAAUAUGUUAGCUAAAUCAAUUAUGCAUGUUCAGAGAUAUGAGAUCUCCAAGAACCUCUACCCCAAAAGUACUACUAUAAUCUGGAAUGAAACUGUGCUAAGAUCAUUCAUCAAUCACAUGGUUGAGAAUGUAAGGAAAGCUUUGAAGACAAACUCCACAUUCACAAAAGUUGGAUGGGAAAACAUUAUGAAAGGACUUGAAGCUGAAUUCAAACGGCCCUUUGCAAAGGAGCAACUUUGUAACAAGAUGAACAAGUUACGACAGGAGUAAAACAGCUUCAGGUCUUUGUUAGAAACAACCGAUUUUGGAUGGGAUACAAAUGCUAGGACUGCUACAGCUGAAGAUUCAGUGUGGGAAUCUGCUAUUCAAGGAAACAAAGAAUGGGCAAAAUAUAGAUUGGCCAUGGUGGCUAGAGUUGUUAGAGAUCUUCUCCGACUCAAGUGCUCGUGGGGAUAGAGGUCUUUCACAAGCAACUAUUGUAACUCCUAGGUCCACUAACCUUGAAAUUGAUGAUGAUGAUUUUCAAGUUACUGAUAAUGAUGAUAGUGAUGCUUGUACUGGCACACCCAAGGAAUCAGCUCCUUCAAAGCGGCAACUUGACAGGACUUCUACGGAUCGUAGGAGGAAGAGCUAGACAUGGAUAGUCACGAACUCUGCUGAGGACUUUAGAACCUUUAUCCGAUGGAGGAUGGAAAAGGGAUCCACCUCUGCACCUCAACCGUUGUCUGACCUCUUGACCUUAUUGUUGAUGGACCAUAUAGCAUAAUGAGCUGUCAAAAGCUGCUGGACAGUUGAGAGGAUAUCCCUUUGGAUUUGUAUGUGUUGGUGCUGUGUAAGAUACACAGUGAUUCUAGUUGGUGCAUGUCUUUUGUGGAAGUAAGACCUGAUAGGAGAUUGUGGAUGCUACAUGGUCUGAAGGAGUGAAAGUAACAGUUUUUAAAAUGAAUGUUUUUAAGGGAAACUGAAUGACUUGUUUU